Messenger RNA from Rhincodon typus (whale shark), 903 nucleotides. RefSeq names its product N-acetyltransferase 8-like (gene aspnat). Gene Ontology annotation, molecular function: L-aspartate N-acetyltransferase activity. Gene Ontology annotation, cellular component: mitochondrial membrane. Lineage: Eukaryota; Metazoa; Chordata; Chondrichthyes; Orectolobiformes; Rhincodontidae. The record is from RefSeq and is a predicted model, not a curated record. The transcript is spliced from 3 exons. Bases 1 to 903 code for a protein of 300 amino acids.
AUGGUCUGUGAGACGAAGAUGGUACCGGAUGAGGAAAUGCCGGCUUCUAAAGGGGAUGCGAUCGCCGCUUCCAGCCAAAUGUGGUCUCCAGCUCCUCCGCCUCCAGCCCCGGCUCCAGCCGGCCCCGAAGCGGCCCCGGUCCCAGCUCCAGCCCCGUCCCCGUCCCCGUCCCCGGGGGGAGCAGGAGGCGGCGGCCAGCGCCGGGGAAACAAGCCGGAGCCGGUGCUGCUGAUCCGGGAGUUCGAGCCCGGCGACCGGCCGAGCGUCCGCCGCAUCUUCCGAGAGGGUAUUCUGGAGCGGGUCCCUAACACAGCGUUCAGGGGCUUAAAACAACAGCCUGGUACCCUACUGCUUUACUUCUGCUUCACCGUAAUGUGCUUUUAUCUGACCAAGUCCGCGCUGCUGACCUGCUGUGUGCCCACCUUACUAUUGGGCAUGAGAUAUUACUACAGUAGGAAAGUUAUCCUCAGCUAUCUUGAGUGUGUACUACAAACCGACAUGUCAGAUAUAGAGCAAUAUUACAUGAAACCUGCAGGUUCUUGCUUCUGGGUCGCGGUUCUGGAUGGCAAUGUCGUGGGCAUCGUGGCAGCCAGGGGCAAUGAAGAGGACAACAUGGUGGAGCUUCGCCGGAUGUCGGUGGAUUUUGAGCAGCGGGGGAAGGGCAUUGCCAAGGCCCUGGGCCGCAAGGUGCUGGAGUUUGCGAUGCUCAACAACUAUUCGGCCGUGGUGCUGGGGACCACCGCUGUCAAGCCGGCCGCUCACAAGCUGUACGAGUCGCUGGGCUUCAGAUAUGUGGGCAUCACCGAACAUUACGUGCUCCCGGGAAUGAGCCACUCCUUCUUGGAGAAGAUGUUUUUCCAGCUCCGUUAUCACCGCUACCGUCUCCUUGUCCGUGAAGAAUAA